GAGUCCAAACUGCAGACUGAAGACUCUCAGGCUGGAACAUAUAAAAGAUUCGAUUACCACCAUGAAUAGCAAGGAACAUACACAACGGAAGCAAUCUCAGAGUUUACCUGAUGUCACGUCACAGGACAGCUCUGAGAGGUUCAUGCCUGAGAUCUCUGAUGAUGGAAACAGUGAAAUCUACAGGUUCCAGUGCACCAGUCCAGGCCUGUACCAGUGCAGUGUGACAGGCCUGGUGUUUUACAUGGAGGGAGAAGGGGAUGUGACUUACAGGAUCGUCCACUGGGACUGGAGGCUACUCGCCCAGCAUCACAAGAAGCCUGCAGGACCGCUGUUUGACAUCAGAUGCCAGCAGCAGUCUGUCUGCCAGCUUCAUCUCCCACAUUGUGAGAUCAGAUCUACAGGUGCAUGUCAGUUCUUGUCAGUGGCUCAUGUGACCGACGAGGGCACUGAUUUCAUCCUUCCACAUGAGAUAACAGAAACUCAUGUUGUUAUCAACAUCACUGGAUUUUCUGCGUAUGGUAAUGUCAAGGAUGAAGACUCGCCGUCCGAUCCAAUCAGGGCGGCGGUGCUGCUGUUCUACACUCCUCCAGUUGAUCCUGAUCCUACAUCCUUCCUCCAUGUGUUGUUGCUGCCUGGAAACGUUGUGAUCAGGGACGUGCAGUACCAAAGGAGAAAAAUAAAUGGGGUUGAGAUGUACAUAAAGACACCACCUCACUGUAAACUCCAGCCAAAUCAGGAGUAUAAACUGUUGUCUUCUCACAAAAAUAGGUCAAUUCGAAUACAACCAAAGAAGGGAGAAUUUGACAUUUUAAACUAUCAAAAUUAUUUCACCACCUUUGAAGUGAUUUUAAAACAAAUCAUGAAAACUAUUAAGCUGCUUCUGUCAGACUCUAACACCUCUAGUUGUGUAUGGAAAAGGCGAAUUUAUCUUUCAUCAGCUGCCAUAGGGACGCCCCUGGUUCAGAGUGUUGUUGGUCUCCCUUCAGACAAACAUUUGUUUUCUAUACGUAAAGCCUUCAUCGACCGAGUAUCAGGACCUGUGCUCAAAAGUCUGCUGGACAGGCUUUUAGAGAAACGGGUGAUAAAUGACACUGAGAAGGAGGAAGCAGAUGCAAAGCAAAGUAAACAUAAAAUGGCCAGUUUUGUUAUCGACACGGUGAGGAAGAAAGGGGAGCGUGCUAGUUCAGAAAUGAUCACAUUUCUCUGUGAGGAAGACCAGUACCUCUCUGAAACCCUUGGGUUGAUGUGAAAACACAACUAACCAAAUAGUGAUGAAGAUAAAAUGAUAAAUGAAGAACUGACCAUUUAAACUCAAUGGCUGCCCAAAACUUCUCUUGUGCCAUAAUGUGAACAUAUCCUCAUGACCAUAAAAUUUAGAUUGACCAAAGAAUAAAAAUGGGACGAGGUGUCGGUGUUCCUCAGCACCCAAACUACUGUCAGCACUUCUCCCCUCAGAUAUUCAGCUUGUGAGCGUGUCUGUCCAAAGCACCUUGAUUUCUCAUAGAGGAAACGCCCGUGAACUCACAGUUGACCCAACCUUGACUCAUAAUUUGGGUUCUUGUGUCCAGCCUGUGGACUGUAAAAAAUUUGAGGAAAAAAACCUUUUAAAAACUCAGGAUACCAGAAAUGUCAUGUUGAUGUCACACGUCAUAAUCCAUAGGUUUUGUAAACUUGAUGAAAUGGUGCCUUCCUUUGAAUGUUUCACCCAAAGCGUGACGUCGCCUCAGGGAAGCUUCAGAGCUCGUCGAUGCAGACAUUUAUCAAUACACAGAAUUUACUGUUAUUGUGCCAUAAAUGUGUAAACAUGUCAGAGUGUGUGUGACACAUGUACAGUGAGGGAAUUUUUUUUUUUUUUUUGGACUUUGAGGCAUCUUGAGUGGAAAUUCAGAGGGACGUCCCCACAGUCUCACUGGUCUGGUCUUUCUUUUUAAUCAGUGAUCAGUCGCCAGUAUCCAGGACAGUUUUGUUGUACACAGUUUUGGUCUAAUUUCAGGGAAAAAAAACGAUGUAAUGAAGCACAGCUCCUCCCUCUGGCCAAGUCAGCGCUGUGUCAGAGCCUAAAGGACGUCCUGCACUGCUACACACACUUGAUGCUGUGGCCAAACCACAGUUUUACUAUAUUAGACUGACAUCCAUUAUCUUUCUGUAAUCACGUGUCUUUUUGCACACUUCUUACUCAUGUGCACUAUACAUAUAUACUGUCUUUUUUAAUCAUUUGAGGUAUUGAGUUUUUCUUUACUGCAAAACUUUGUAUUAUAUUUUUAUCAGCGUUUUUCAGGUUAAUAUUUUCUUAUUUUUUGUAUUAUUGUCACGGCUGUUUUCUAAGAAAAGAUGUCAUUUUAAGCUAGCUAUGUUUCUAUUGGACAACGACACGUGGUGCCUUUCAGCAACAUGUGUUAGGAAGCAGUGACUUUGUGCUGUUUUUAUAUUAUAACACUUUUUUUGUUAUUGAAAAGAAACACAGAUGUGUGCGUUGUCCUUAACUAGUCACCCAGAUGCCUUUUUUUUUACAGUAAACUGUUUGAUGUUGUACUUCAACAUAUGUUUUAUA
Myripristis murdjan (pinecone soldierfish) is the source of this 2551-nucleotide messenger RNA. Its product is annotated as NACHT, LRR and PYD domains-containing protein 1b allele 3-like. Gene Ontology annotation, biological process: regulation of apoptotic process. Bases 62 to 1249 code for a protein of 395 amino acids. The transcript is spliced from 2 exons. NCBI's taxonomy places the organism in Eukaryota, Metazoa, Chordata, Actinopteri, Holocentriformes, Holocentridae. The record is from RefSeq and is a predicted model, not a curated record.